GAAGAGGAAGAGGAAGUCGCAAUAUUGAUCUCUCUUCUUUUAGUCUAUAGAGGCUGGAUAACACCGGCUUAGUUUCAUUCUAAAUUCCAGGGUUAAUUAAUUAAUUAGAAGCUGAAAGAAACUAUGGGUGAUGAAUUAGAUCAUUACAGUAUUCUUGGAUUGUCAUCUGGAGAAGAAGGGGCAAAAUAUUCUGAUAUAGAAAUUAAAAAAGCCUAUAGGAAGAAAGCUUUGGAGUUGCAUCCUGACAAAAGACAAGAUGAUAAACAGGCUCAUGCUGAUAUUCAGCAACUUAAUGCAUCUUAUGCUAUUUUGAAAGAUGAAAAAGCUAGAAAAUUGUUUGAUGAUCUCCUCAGAGUUAAACAAAAGAAGAUUCUCCGUCAGUCACAGUCACAGUCACAGUCACAUCGUGAUAUUGUACGUGAUCCCAAGCGACAGAAAAUGAUGUCGGAUCUUGAAGAAAGAGAACAAGCUGCUUUUGCAAAUGACCAUGUGGCUAAGGCACGUGAAGAAGAAGAGAUAAUUGCUAGGAAACUUAAAGAAGAGAUUGCUAGAAUUCGAGCAAUGCAUACCAAAGCUGUUCCAUCAACAACAUCCAACAUGAAAGGACAGGAAAAGGUGGGAGGGAUGAAGAACAAAGAGAAGAUGCUAAAGGUAUCUUGGAAGAAAUUUGGGGAGGAUUAUACUGCUCAAAGACUAAGGGAGUUGUUUGAGAAAUUUGGUAAAGUUGAAGCUGUGAUUAAGAGCUCCAAAAAAAGAGGUUCUGCACUUGUUGUGAUGGUCUCUAAGGAGUCAGCUUUUGCUGCCACUGGAAGUGUCAGUGGUUCUCUUUCAAAUCCUCUUCUAGUUCAACCUCUUCAUCCAGUUGCAGCUUCUACUUUCCAAGUUCCACAAGAAAAAUUUGAAAGAGAGGAGGCAAACUCCAGUAGUUUUGUUGGUGCUGGAUAUCAAGCAUUUGAAGAUUCAAUUUUGAAGAAACUUGAAAAGGUACUAUCUGUUCAGCAUUACCAAGGUUCGGUGUGUCCUAGUUUUUCAUGAAAUAUUUUAGAAUGAUUUUCUGCAUAUUGUAUAUAAAUUAACAUAACUGCAAGUCUUUGAU
Impatiens glandulifera is the source of this 1096-nucleotide messenger RNA. Its product is annotated as dnaJ homolog subfamily C member 17-like. NCBI's taxonomy places the organism in Eukaryota, Viridiplantae, Streptophyta, Magnoliopsida, Ericales, Balsaminaceae. The coding region runs from base 124 to 1035 and encodes 303 amino acids. The transcript has 3 exons. Gene Ontology annotation, molecular function: RNA binding. The record is from RefSeq and is a predicted model, not a curated record.